AUGGUUUGCCUGCAGGAAUCUGAGGAAAAUUUUGGUAUAUGUUACAACUUUACGCUGGGUACCAUAAAAAGUGACCGCUAUCUGUCCGUUAAUAGCCAUGAAGUGCGAAGAAAGAUGCAGGCGAUUAUAGAAAACAUGGAAAUUACAAAUUUCACCAGCGAAGCUGGCCAUUUGCGUCGAUGCUAUGAAGAGUUUAUCAGUGAUCCGGCUUGCCUCGAUCACUACGUGCAUGACAUCCACUGGUCAGUAUUGUUGUUUCUUUUAACUGUAGCAUACAAUCCGGUCGGAGCACUAAAGGAGCGGCUAAGAACCGGUGAAACUAUUCAGCUUUUCGAGCCAGAACCAACGGAAGUGUGCUGGCAGGAUAAGGAGCGUGAAGAACUGAUUGCGGAGCUAUUGGAAGAUAACCUCCCGCUCGAUCCUUGGAACGAUGGAGACGGCUCAGAACUAAGCGAUUGGAGCGAUGUAGAGGAAAGCGCAUCGGCAAACUACAACAGCAUCGAGCAAAAGGAGGUGGAAAUAGAAUCGAUUGAAGUUGGCAACAAACUGACCAGCGACAACGUUAAACUAAAUGAAAUGGUGUUGUUUAACAAAAUUGAACCACCCAGACAGGAGGAAACGUACGAAACGUUUAACGAUGAGUUUGCCCUUGGUUGGCUGCAGCAAAAUGUUCAAGCGCCCUGGUGGAAUGAUCCGUACUACAAGGUGGAAGUGAACAGCGAGCAUCGAGGGGCAUCGUUUUGUGAUUUCUGGAACGAACGCAUCGUAAAGGUUUCGCACGGAUUUCUUAAAAGCGAACCCGUCUCGACCGUGUCGGAGCAUUGCAUGCUCAGGGAAAUACUGUGGAUGUUCACCAAUCCCGUCGACUGCAAGCUGUUCCGCAUCGAUGACGAUCAAAUUUGGAUCAAUACGAAUGUCUCGCUAUCCAGCACAACCGAACACGGCCUACAGACGUUCCUGCUGAACUUUACCGAGUACAUGACCAUUGCGUACCGGUUGCGCAAUUUCUGUAGCAGCAUUUUGGAGCACAAUGUGCACAGCCAUCCGGCACCACACUCCUUUGAGUGUUAUGCGGCCGGUGUCAAGAGCUUUCUGAGCAACAUAGAAGCGGUAAUGGUAAAUUAUGAGCGGGAGCUUAUCCAACAAGAACCAGGCAAAACGUACACGAUCGUUAAGCUUUUCCACGAGCUAGAACCGGAACUGUUUGUGCUGAAGAAGUUGUACGAUAUUCACAAAUUUUCGGUACUUGAUUGGACCAAGUUUCCGGCGCACAUUGCCGUGGCUCAUUUGCUGUCUGGACUUUUUCGAAGCGUCAAUCUUAGUGCCAACCUGGAAAAGGGAAACCUUGCCUUUGCCUUGCUGCUCGCGGCGCUCAAGUGUUAUAUGCACAUGAUUGAUACCUGGUGGACGGAAGGUAGGCUCGACGAUUGGCGAGAGGAAUUUCUGGUGGAAACAACGUACGCAGACGCAGAUUCGCUCACCGGUUUGCAGCAGACGGGGUAUCAGGCGCGGUUGUUUUCCAAAUGCAAGAUUCGUUCGUUUUACGUUAGUUCGGCUAUUUCGGAAGUUAUUGAGAAUGAUCCGAUCAUUAAACUGCUGCUCCAUCACUCACUGGAGGCCGGUUACACGCUGAAUAUACUAAAUGGGCUGGACAGAAUAAGCGAUAUGCGAAAGGAGCAAGGAAUGGACGAAAAUUUGAUUUAUGCCAACUUUCUGGAAACGAUCGUACAAGAGCUGGAACGAUUCCGGACAGAAAAGAGCUGCGAAAUGGAACAGCAACCCGCCGUUCAGGAAAAGAAAAGUGAAAACGCUAUGCUGCAAAAUCUUCGCAAACAGAUGCGUGAAGUUUGUGAUGAUGAUCUGUUGCUGUUAGCGUUCAACAGUACACUUCAGCUGGUUGACGAGAGUUGUCGAGAGACUGGAAUAGCGAAGCCUUCGUCUCUUGGCGAACAAUCGACUCGAACGCUUUCAAACGCAUACACUCUUUAUAAGAUUCUCAACUCAAUUUCUACUCUCCAGCUGCCGCUCGAGCAUGUGUUGUUUAAUGCUAUAAAAAAUCUCAUGGAAACUAAGCGACAGGCGGCCAACCAUUAUGUGACGUACAUCUACAAGGACGAGUUUCACGUGAUGGAUCAUCUGAAAAACAUUCGCAAGGUCCUGCUGCUCGAGGCGAGCGAUCUGAUGGAUUAUUUCUACAGUGAUCUGUUCCGAAGGAUCGAAGCAGGUGAAAGUUGGGCCAAUCCUUAUCUGCUCACUAUUCAACUGAACGACAUAUUGGCAUCGCGGUUUAAUGAUAUGACGUCGCUGUUUACCGUCGAGGUUAAUCGGGCGGCUGGAUACAAACUCGACACGACUAUUGUACUGGUGGCGAUCGAUGAAAUACGUGUUCUGUACAAUCCGAGCCAAGAUUUAAGCAACAUGAUUAAUGACGAAACCAUGGCCAGUUAUAAUAGCGUGUUUCGAUUCCUGCUGAAAGUGAAAUGGGCUCUUGGGACGUUGGAACUGUUGCGCUUCCCAGAAUCACAGAAAAAGCGCCCACCGUACGCAAGCUUCGGUAUGCUUGAUCUGAUACUGAAGCGAUUGACGAUGCUUAAGUUCUGGAUGAUAUUUUCCGUACAAUGCAUCCAUUCGCAUUUGAUGACGCACGUACUGCAAUCGUUUGGCGAACAGCUGGACGAAAAGCUUGACCUGGCGGACAAUCUGAGCGAGAUGAUAACCGUGCAUCAGUCCUACAUUGCGACCAUAUUCGAUCAUUGCUUCCAGCAGGAUGAUAGUAAACCAGUAUUGGAAGGUAUAAUACGCUUGUUGAACUUGGUGCACAUUUUACGCGAUGAGUGGAACAACACGAUACUGUACACCGAAAUGGAUGCACGGGGAGACAUUCCGGACAAUAGCACGAUGGCAGAAUUCAUCGCAAAUUCGCAGGUGGAUGAAUUGGAACGAACGUAUUGCAAAUGUCAUCAACAGCUGGCAAAAUUGCUUAGCCGGGAAGCGUACGGAAAGCACAAGCUCCAUCUAACCGGCUUGGCUGAUGCGUUUAGUUACAACGUGCCCUACUAAAGGACCGAAGGUUGAAAUAGACUAAUACUGCAAACUACGCUUCGUGCCAAUAUCGUCCAAUAUUUGCUGCAGUUCGUCGUCCUCAAAGCG
Molecule: messenger RNA, 3150 nt
Organism: Anopheles maculipalpis
Lineage: Eukaryota; Metazoa; Arthropoda; Insecta; Diptera; Culicidae
Gene: Grip128
Product: gamma-tubulin complex component 5
Exons: 3
Coding region: 1-3060 (1019 amino acids)
Biological process (GO): microtubule nucleation; mitotic cell cycle; meiotic cell cycle
Cellular component (GO): centrosome; gamma-tubulin complex; equatorial microtubule organizing center
Molecular function (GO): gamma-tubulin binding; microtubule minus-end binding
Source: RefSeq, a predicted model, not a curated record